AUGUCCAAUCUGAGUGGAGGCUUGUCCAGCGAAGACCUUCUUUUGACCCCCAACAGUUCGAGUAUAAGCCCCCCCAAAAUCCCCGCCAAACCCAAUACCCAAUGCCCCAACCCCAAUUCAAUACCCGAAUCAUCACCACCCUGCACCUCCACCACCGAGCCUCUCUCUGGUCCCGGUAUACCCAGCGCAGCGAAUAGCGGGACCACCCCCACCCCGCUAUUGGCAGCCAGGCCUAAGCGGGGGUCGCUGUUGAACAUCAAUACGAUACCGAACGAACAACGCACUAGCACCAAACCACGUGUGAGAUGGGACAACCAGGUGGUGCUGUUCCAUGCAGCCUCCACAGGCGAUCUGGACGAGGUCAAAGAGCAAGUCAAGACGGCUGGCCUGGACAGCACAAACGAGCUCAACAUGCACGCGAUGCACUACGCUGUCUACGGCGGUCAAUUGGAAGUCAUCAAGUUCAUGGUGGAGUCAGGCGCGACGCUCGACACAAAGAACACGGACGGUAACACACCACUGUACCUGGCGCUGAUUGAGGAGGAGGAUGCCAUCGCUCUGUAUUUUAUGGCCAAAGGGUCUGAUCUGCACUAUGAGAACUGUGGGGGUUGCAGUGCCUAUGACUUGGCUGAGAGCAAGGUCAUGAAGGCCGCCAUCAGUGAGAUGGACAAGGCCAGUCGUCGCAAUUCAGGUGCAAAGACCGAUCCUGCACCCGAAAAAGAGGACGGGGGACUGACCAGCAGUCUGAGACGGACCCCUUUAAUACCCGUUACACAGACAGCUGGUGUGAUGUGAGACCGUACAUAUCAUCGCGAUUUGAUUGGUUGUGCGGUUUUUCGUGGUUGAAUGCUGCGUUGUUAUUGGUUCCCGGGGGGAUGGGGUUGUCUGAACACUGCGAAUCGAUUGGCUAGCAAAAAUUACGGGUCAAUUACCAUGUAGAUAGACGGUGUGCAGACCAAACCAAUAAGUUCCAACCUGCCCUCCUUUUGACUGACCGAGACAUACGCAGAGAUGGCACCUAAAACCACCAGGGUACACAGGGAGAUAGGAACCAAACACGUAGACGAGUGGGGUGUGUGUUGGUGCAAUACUACUCGUGUGCAAGGCAUCUGUCCAAUUCACACCCACUGCCCUCCAACGGUCCUAUACUCUUUGGUUGGGACAGGGUGUUGCGAAAACCCCAUUUUAAACCCAUGUGUACAAACCUUCAUAAUGCCACUUACUAUAUUUGGGAACCGCGGAUUCUGCGGUGGAUCGUAUUGCUGCUGUAUUCACGCGAUAAUACCGUCAUCUAUACCUCUUGCCGCAUAUGGUAGGACCGAAGAUGGGCAGUAUCUGCGAUUCUACCUACUGAUUUUGUCCCUACGCCGUUGUGUGCGAGAGGAACUGCUGUGCGGGUUUCUCCCACUACUGGUGCUAUACUCUUAGUAAGAUUUACAGAAAUAAAUGACUAACUCUGAC
Molecule: messenger RNA, 1461 nt
Organism: Sphaeroforma arctica JP610
Lineage: Eukaryota; Ichthyosporea; Ichthyophonida
Exons: 3
Coding region: 1-795 (264 amino acids)
Cellular component (GO): cytoplasm
Molecular function (GO): enzyme inhibitor activity; phosphatase regulator activity; protein binding
Source: RefSeq, a predicted model, not a curated record